This is a messenger RNA of Cherax quadricarinatus, 1432 nucleotides long. RefSeq lists its product as uncharacterized. The record is from RefSeq and is a predicted model, not a curated record. Gene Ontology annotation, cellular component: cytosol. NCBI's taxonomy places the organism in Eukaryota, Metazoa, Arthropoda, Malacostraca, Decapoda, Parastacidae. Gene Ontology annotation, molecular function: L-galactose dehydrogenase activity.
GGGAACGCCCCCUUGUUACACCACACAGUGUACACACAACACUCCACAGUGCCUGGUAUGAGUGCGUGGCACUGGCAGUGCCUCUUCGACCUUCACUCAGCCAGUAACUCACACUGACCCGGGUAUUCCAAAGUGCCGGUACUCUGCAAUCUUGAAGAUGGAGCAGUCAACCUACGUAGAAGGCUUUCACGACCCUGAGGCUGUGAAAAAGAUGGCGUAUCGUCAACUUGGAAAUACUGACAUGAAGGUGUCACUCAUGUCCCUGGGAGGAGGGCCCCUGGGUGGGAUAUAUGGCCACAACACCGAGAAGGAGUGCAUCGAGACGGUACAUCUGGCACUCAAGUCUGGCAUUAACUACAUUGAUACGUCUCCCUUCUAUGGCAACGGUCGCAGUGAAGAGAUAAUUGGGAAGGCGCUGAAGGGCGUCCCUCGGAGCUCCUACUACAUCGCCACUAAGGUCGGACGCUACGAACUUGCAAUAGAGCGAAUGUUCGACUUCUCUGGAGAGAGAGUCGAAAAGAGCGUCGACAAGAGUCUGAAGCUGCUGGGACUUGACUACGUCGAUGUUAUCCAGGUGCACGAUUUGGAGUUUGCUGAUAACAUUGACAUUGUGCUGAAGGAGACGCUGCCAGCGCUGCAGAAGGUGGUAAAGCAGGGUAAAGCAAGGUAUAUCGGUAUCACAGGGUAUCCCGUCUAUCUCCUGAAGGAGGUGGUAGAGAAGUCUAAUGUGAAGAUUGACGUGGUCUUGAGCUACGCUCGCAACACCUUGCUAGAUGACACCCUCAAGGAGUACAUCCCAUUCUUUCAAUCUCGAGGCAUCGGUGUGAUCAACGCGGCCGCAGUGGCAAUGGGCAUCCUGUGCCACGGAAAUGUUAUCAGCUGGCACCCUGCUCCUCAAGACAUCAGGGAAGCGUGUAGGAAGGCAGCGCAACACUGCAAGGAGUCUGGGGUUGACCUGGGUCGCCUGGCGGUGCGACACUCCCUGCUGAUGGAGGGUGUGGUCACUCACCUCCUGGGCUGCAUCAACGUAGACGUUCUUCGCAAGAACCUUGACAGUGUUAUCAAUCCUCUCACGCCCAAAGAGGAGCAGGUCAACAAGGAGGUGAAGGAGAGGUUCUUCCAGCCGCUGACUCAUAAGCACUGGGAGGGGGUCGAGCCAGUUAAGUUCCGGCAGCAGUUACAAGAACUCCGUGGCCAACAACCAAAGGAACAACGUUAACCUACCCAACCAAAAGACUUUUGGUGGGUUAACGUUGAAGAUUAUAACGUUUACACACACAAAAGAGGUGUUGUAUAUCAACCUUGGUUGUGAAAUUCACCCAGCAUAUUCUUCGUGUGUAAGAUAUUCAUUAUUACAAAAAAUGACAUGUAUUUUGCAAUUAUCCUCCACUAAAAUUAAAUUUUAUGUGAAAUAAAAUACCUACCAACGAAA